Molecule: messenger RNA, 4943 nt
Organism: Homo sapiens (human)
Lineage: Eukaryota; Metazoa; Chordata; Mammalia; Primates; Hominidae
Gene: FIBCD1
Product: fibrinogen C domain containing 1
Exons: 7
Coding region: 2408-3319 (303 amino acids)
Cellular component (GO): membrane
Source: RefSeq, a predicted model, not a curated record
ACAAAUCAGCCCCGUUGCUGAGUCUCCGUUUCCUCACCUCUACAAUGGGCAUCUUAACUACCCACAGAAUCUCCACUCUGGGCGCUACCCUGUGCCAGGCACCUGGUCCUGAACCUGACCCCCUGAAUCUCCUCUGCAUCCUUCCCUUUAGCCAGGGCCCUGCAUACAGUAGGGGAUCAAUAAAGAUUCAUCUCCUGCAGGAACGCUGGGUAUUGUGAUUUUCUGACUUUAAGACAAGGAAAGCAGGGCUCAGAGAUGGUUGGCUCCUGCCUGAGGCCACGCAGCUCUGUCGGGAUUUGAACCCUUGUCUGUGUGCUCCAGGGCUGACUCAUUCCUCCCUUCCUGCUGCCUCUUCAGGGGCAGUGGAGGUGGGGCUUGGAGGGUGCCCAGGGCUGUGCGGUGGAAGCGGGUGAGGGCAGAACACCUGGGCUGGCCAGCAAGGGGGCUGGAGUCCCGAAGCCAAGGCGGAGGGGAGCCCCAGGGCUGCCCCAGGCUGGGCUGCCAAGGGACUGGGGCAGGCAGGCGAAAACGAGGAGGCCGCUCGCUCACCAAGGAGAGGAGAGAAUAGGGCUGCCCAUUUUAAAUUUUAAAUUUCUUCCAGACAGAUGUCAUUGGGGAAGGAACAGUUCGUGCUUGCAGCUGCAGGAGGGGGCGGCACGGGCAGCCCUUGGUGGUCCCUUCCUCUCAGGAGCUGCAACCUGCUCAUUCUUCCUGGUGUGACACUGCCGUGGCACAAGGGCCCAGCCCUCUGCGGUUUGCAAAGCCCCUUCCCAUUCAUCGGCACUACCUCACUUCUCCAAACAGGCUGGGGGCCAGUGCGUUCCCACAUCACAGACCAGGGAUCAGAGAGGUUCGGAACAUGCCCAAGUCACACAGCACGUUGGCAAGAGAGUGGGGAUUCAAACUCUGGUCUAACCACACACCUAUCCCACUGCUUCUCCGGGGUGGUCGCGCCCCUCUUUUAGGUCAGGUCUGCACCUAAGCCACCCCAAAAUAACAAGUCCCCUCCUGCUGAGAUCUGACUUCUCCCCCUUAGCAAGAACUGUCUUAACUUCUAGACCUGUCCUCCAAGGCCAUCCCUAACCUGGCAUACUGUGCCUUCCCAUUGGUCCCUUACAGGCAGUGACUGUUUGUUAUUUGCCAACCCUGGGCCCCACACCACGCCGCUCCAUUUCCAGAUCUUUUCUGUGUCAUCUUGUUUGCUUCCCCAGCCUUACACAAACACACACACACACACACACACCCCUUCACUCAGGGACACCCUACAUAUACUCAAAAUCAAGCUCAAAUGCUGCCACCUCCUCCAGGAAGACUUCCUGAUGCCCUGUGGCUAUGUCUCUAAGUUCUAGUAGUGUUUAGCCUGUGCCACUCAGCUGCCUUGUCCUGGGCCCCUCCUGCAUCAGGAGAUCCCUUUGGACACACCCUCCUCUGGAGCCCAUCUCUGCAUCUCUCCCUGGGCCCAAGCUCCAUUCUUUCCAGGCAGCUCAGGUCAGGCAUUGAGAGCGUUUGCUGAAUGGCACUGCAUGACGCUUCGGCCAGGAAGAGCCUCAGGAGACGGCCAGCAGGCACUGGUCUGUCUCAAGGGGAGGUGCCUUCUGGGGAAUGUGUUUGAAAUGUGGCUUCAAGGCCUCCAGGCCGGGCCCCGCCUUCCUCUGCUGCUCCCUGGGGGCACAGCUUUCAGCCCCCACACAGCCCAGCUGUCUGCCCCUUGGCAUUGGAGGAAGCUCGAGGGCUGUUGCUCCAAGAGCCUGGGCCAAUAGCAAGCACCCGCUUCCCCUCCCCGCCCGUUUGGUGACCCAGCAUGUAGACAGGCUGUUCCCUGUGCCAGCUCUGGGCUUGUUUGAAGCUUCAGACAAGAGGCAAGGCCUUUCCUGUGGCCACUGUCAGAAGAAAGAGAGAACACUGCUUGCCCUGGUUCCCUUGGGCCUGCCCUCUCCUGGGCCAGCCUUCUCUCCUCCCUUGUGGCCAGGUUUGUCUCACCCACUGACAUGCUGUGUGGCCCUGGCGGCCGAGCUGCGGCUACGUGCUGUGCACCGUGCUGCUGGCCCUGGCUGUGCUGCUGGCUGUAGCUGUCACCGGUGCCGUGCUCUUCCUGAACCACGCCCACGCGCCGGGCACGGCGCCCCCACCUGUCGUCAGCACUGGGGCUGCCAGCGCCAACAGCGCCCUGGUCACUGUGGAAAGGGCGGACAGCUCGCACCUCAGCAUCCUCAUUGACCCGCGCUGCCCCGACCUCACCGACAGCUUCGCACGCCUGGAGAGCGCCCAGGCCUCGGUGCUGCAGGCGCUGACAGAGCACCAGGCCCAGCCACGGCUGGUGGGCGACCAGGAGCAGGAGCUGCUGGACACGCUGGCCGACCAGCUGCCCCGGCUGCUGGCCCGAGCCUCAGAGCUGCAGACGGAGUGCAUGGGGCUGCGGAAGGGGCAUGGCACGCUGGGCCAGGGCCUCAGCGCCCUGCAGAGUGAGCAGGGCCGCCUCAUCCAGCUUCUCUCUGAGAGCCAGGGCCACAUGGCUCACCUGGUGAACUCCGUCAGCGACAUCCUGGAUGCCCUGCAGAGGGACCGGGGGCUGGGCCGGCCCCGCAACAAGGCCGACCUUCAGAGAGCGCCUGCCCGGGGAACCCGGCCCCGGGGCUGUGCCACUGGCUCCCGGCCCCGAGACUGUCUGGACGUCCUCCUAAGCGGACAGCAGGACGAUGGCGUCUACUCUGUCUUUCCCACCCACUACCCGGCCGGCUUCCAGGUGUACUGUGACAUGCGCACGGACGGCGGCGGCUGGACGGUGUUUCAGCGCCGGGAGGACGGCUCCGUGAACUUCUUCCGGGGCUGGGAUGCGUACCGAGACGGCUUUGGCAGGCUCACCGGGGAGCACUGGCUAGGGCUCAAGAGGAUCCACGCCCUGACCACACAGGCUGCCUACGAGCUGCACGUGGACCUGGAGGACUUUGAGAAUGGCACGGCCUAUGCCCGCUACGGGAGCUUCGGCGUGGGCUUGUUCUCCGUGGACCCUGAGGAAGACGGGUACCCGCUCACCGUGGCUGACUAUUCCGGCACUGCAGGCGACUCCCUCCUGAAGCACAGCGGCAUGAGGUUCACCACCAAGGACCGUGACAGCGACCAUUCAGAGAACAACUGUGCCGCCUUCUACCGCGGUGCCUGGUGGUACCGCAACUGCCACACGUCCAACCUCAAUGGGCAGUACCUGCGCGGUGCGCACGCCUCCUAUGCCGACGGCGUGGAGUGGUCCUCCUGGACCGGCUGGCAGUACUCACUCAAGUUCUCUGAGAUGAAGAUCCGGCCGGUCCGGGAGGACCGCUAGACUGGUGCACCUUGUCCUUGGCCCUGCUGGUCCCUGUCGCCCCAUCCCCGACCCCACCUCACUCUUUCGUGAAUGUUCUCCACCCACCUGUGCCUGGCGGACCCACUCUCCAGUAGGGAGGGGCCGGGCCAUCCCUGACACGAAGCUCCCUGGGCCGGUGAAGUCACACAUCGCCUUCUCGCCGUCCCCACCCCCUCCAUUUGGCAGCUCACUGAUCUCUUGCCUCUGCUGAUGGGGGCUGGCAAACUUGACGACCCCAACUCCUGCCUGCCCCCACUGUGACUCCGGUGCUGUUUGCCGUCCCCUGGCCAGGAUGGUGGAGUCUGCCCCAGGCACCCUCUGCCCUGCCCGGCCAAAUACCCGGCAUUAUGGGGACAGAGAGCAGGGGGCAGACAGCACCCCUGGAGUCCUCCUAGCAGAUCGUGGGGAACGUCAGGUCUCUCUGAGGUCAGGUCUGAGGCCAGUAUCCUCCAGCCCUCCCAAUGCCAACCCCCACCCCGUUUCCCUGGUGCCCAGAGAACCCACCUCUCCCCCAAGGGCCUCAGCCUGGCUGUGGGCUGGGUGGCCCCAUCCUACCAGGCCCUGAGGUCAGGAUGGGGAGCUGCUGCCUUUGGGGACCCACGCUCCAAGGCUGAGACCAGUUCCCUGGAGGCCACCCACCCUGUGCCCCGGCAGGCCUGGGGUCUGCAGUCCUCUUACCUGCUGUGCCCACCUGCUCUCUGUCUCAAAUGAGGCCCAACCCAUCCCCCACCCAGCUCCCGGCCGUCCUCCUACCUGGGGCAGCUGGGGCUGCCAUCCCAUUUCUCCUGCCUCUGGAAGGUGGGUGGGGCCCUGCACCGUGGGGCUGGACUGCGCUAAUGGGAAGCUCUUGGUUUUCUGGGCUGGGGCCUAGGCAGGGCUGGGAUGAGGCUUGUACAACCCCCACCACCAAUUUCCCAGGGACUCCAGGGUCCUGAGGCCUCCCAGGAGGGCCUUGGGGGUGAUGACCCCUUCCCUGAGGUGGCUGUCUCCAUGAGGAGGCCAACCCUUGCCAUUGACCGUGGCCACCUGGACCCAGGCCAGGCCCGGCCCGGCGAGUGGUCAAGGGACAGGGACCACCUCACCGGGCAAAUGGGGUCGGGGGGACUGGGGCACCAGACCAGGCACCACCUGGACACUUUCUUGUUGAAUCCUCCCAACACCCAGCACGCUGUCAUCCCCACUCCUUGUGUGCACACAUGCAGAGGUGAGACCCGCAGGCUCCCAGGACCAGCAGCCACAAGGGCAGGGCUGGAGCCGGGUCCUCAGCUGUCUGCUCAGCAGCCCUGGACCCGCGUGCGUUACGUCAGGCCCAGAUGCAGGGCGGCUUUUCCAAGGCCUCCUGAUGGGGGGCCUCCGAAAGGGCUGGAGUCAGCCUUGGGGAGCUGCCUAGCAGCCUCUCCUCGGGCAGGAGGGGAGGUGGCUUCCUCCAAAGGACACCCGAUGGCAGGUGCCUAGGGGGUGUGGGGUUCCGUUCUCCCUUCCCCUCCCACUGAAGUUUGUGCUUAAAAAACAAUAAAUUUGACUUGGCACCACUGGGGGUUGGUGGGAGAGGCCGUGUGACCUGGCUCUCUGUCCCAGUGCCACCAGGUCAUCCACAUGCGCA